AACUCAGCAGAUUCGACGAUUGCAAUAUAAUGUAAAGAAAAGAAUUACUGAUGAGGGUUAUGUCACAAACACACACACACAAAAAUAUGACUGUGCAAAAAUUUAAAGGCGAUUUGAGUUGAAGUUUCUUUUUGAAAAACCUGAAACUUAAGGUUGAUGUUUUCAAAAAAAUUAGGGUCUUUAUUCCAUAGGCGAAAUGUUUCUGUAUUCGCAACUAAGAACAAGCAUUCGCUUUUUUUUUAACAGUGACUUUUAAUUAAAGAAAGCAAAAGAGGAUUGAAAACUCUUAUGCAACAAUCCUGUAUCUAGAACUUUAUUUGCAGUUCAAGGGUAUGUGAAAGGAUAAAUGUACUUAUCCAAGGUUGAAAACAUCUCUAACAGAAUCAUUACUCAAUUGGUAACCAGAGAGCUGCAGCUACAAUUUGAUUUGGUAACUUGUUUGCCAUGUCUGUGCCAAACAUGAUUGAAAUGGCUAGUCUACUAAAAAUCUAUGUAGAUUACCGCUUAAAGGAGCAUUCUCCUUUAAAAUUGGUUCUGAUAUCUGCUGGUGUGGCGUAUUCUGCUGCAUGCUUGCAGAAUUUCCUAAGAGAUCCAGAAUUGUCUGUGGUUGAACGGGCCAAGAGGUACAUCUUCUCAUGGAUUCGAAUUAUACCUCUUGUGAAGAAGAAAGUGGAAGAAGAAAGACUCAAAGCAAAAACACUUAUGGAAGAGGACAUGAAUAAAUGCACUAAAUCACUUGGUGUCUAUUAUCAAUUGCCUAAGAAAGGUCGAUCAGUUGAUGAAGUAGCCAAAGAAGCAAGUGAAUAUCUAGAGCUAGGGGACUGUGACUGGAAAGCUGGGGGUUUAUCCGGUUGCGUUUACAAUGUCGAUCCAGAAGUCACUACUCUUGUUACACAGGUUUACGGAAUGUCCGCCUGGACCAAUCCACUUCAUCCUGAUGUAUUCCCUGGCAUUCGUAAAAUGGAAGCUGAAAUUGUUCAAAUGGCGAUCGACAUGUUUCAUGGAGGAAGUGAUGCUUGCGGAACAAUGACUUCUGGUGGCUCCGAGUCGCUUUUAUUGGCCGUUAAGGCCUAUCGAGAUUAUGCCCGAAAUGUCAAAGGAAUCAGAAACCCUGAAAUUCUAAUGCCUGCUUCCGGCCAUGCUGCAUUUGAUAAAGCUUCCCAACUUUACAGGUUUUUUAGACUUUUGAGUACUUUAAAUAGCAAAAACAUCCAAUUUGGUCAUUUUUUCAGGAUGCGUCUUGUUCGAAUACCUGUUGACCCGAAAACCCAUAAGGCCGACGUUAAAGCGAUGGAAAAAGCAAUCAAUAAGAACACCUGCAUGCUCUUGGCAUCGGCUCCUGGUUUUCCUCAUGGCGUGAUUGACCCUGUAGGAGAGAUAGCUGCUUUGGGUCGUAAAUACGACAUUCCUGUCCAUGUAGAUGCCUGUUUGGGAGGAUUUGUGAUUGCAUUUAUGGAAGAGGCUGGCUACCCGUUGCCACUGUUUGAUUUUAGAGUUGAUGGAGUCACCAGUAUUUCAGCCGAUACGCAUAAGUAUGGCUAUGCACCCAAGGGAAGUUCUAUUAUUUUGUAUUCUCACCCAAAAUACCGCCAGCAGCAAUUCUUUGUUGCAACCGAAUGGCCAGGUGGUAUUUACGCAUCACCUACUCUGGCUGGAUCGCGACCUGGCGGAUUGAUUGCCGCCUGUUGGGCCUCGAUGAUGUACUACGGUCGGAAUGGCUACGUCGAAGCGACAAAGAAAAUUACCGAAACUCAUCGUUUCAUUGAAAGAGGAUUACGCCAAAUUAAUGGCCUUCGAGUCAUGGGGCAUCCCGAAGCUUGUUGCGUUGCUGUAGAUUCCGUAGAUUUCAACAUUUACCGUGUUUCAGACGCUAUGGCGAAAAAAGGCUGGAGUCUUUCACCACUCCAGUUUCCUGCAAGCAUUCAUCUGACUGUGACGUACUUGCACACGCGUGAGGGAGUCGCCGAGAGAUUCAUCUACGAUAUGCGAGACACUGUGGCAGAGAUAAUGAAAAGUCCGAAAGCUGAAGCUGAGGGAGCUGCUGUGAUCUACGGUAUGGCUCAAAGUAUUCCUGACCGUUCGAUGGUGUCAGACAUUGCGAGCGUUUUCUUGGAAUCUAUCUACAACUUGAAGACAGACAUCGUGAGCAAUGGCUACCCCAAGUGAGUAUAAACUUGGCUUCUAUUUGCAAUCCUUUCAUCGAAAAUCCAUACAAUCUAAUUUCGACGGGCCUACUUGCAAUAGACAAAAUACUUGCAAUAACAACCUUUUAAGAGGAAAUUCUUUGAUAAGUUCAAGCACACAGUUAUAGUCACUUUCCAAUUGCUAUUCAUAAUAAUGUUGUUAAACAUCAAGUCAUUUUAAACGUGUUACUUUAAGGGGUAUUACGAAAAGAAUGCUCUUGUAUCAUGCACAAACUUUAGACAGUGUAUUCAAAAUAUGCCUUAGUUUUCAAAACAUAUUGUUAAUUGUAACAAUAA
Messenger RNA from Daphnia magna, 2480 nucleotides. It is a transcript of the gene Sply, whose product is annotated as sphingosine-1-phosphate lyase. Gene Ontology annotation, molecular function: pyridoxal phosphate binding; sphinganine-1-phosphate aldolase activity. Bases 445 to 2166 code for a protein of 573 amino acids. Lineage: Eukaryota; Metazoa; Arthropoda; Branchiopoda; Diplostraca; Daphniidae. The record is from RefSeq and is a predicted model, not a curated record. The transcript has 12 exons. Gene Ontology annotation, cellular component: endoplasmic reticulum. Gene Ontology annotation, biological process: sphingolipid catabolic process; carboxylic acid metabolic process.